AUGUCCCGAACAUCUUUCCUCGUUGAAAAUUUGCCUCAACCACCAUCCAUGCUCGAGCGAAGGUCAACUUGCGAGAGUAGCACGUCAUGUCAUCCCAGAUCGACGAGGUGCUAUUCCCGAUAUUCUGGGUGUUCGUCUGGAUUCUUCACCAGUUCAAACUUCGCCAAUGCGAGCGAUUGUUCCGCCAGUGAAGAUGACUGUGAUUCUACUCCCGUACGACGUGGUAGAAGCCCAAUUAGGCGACGCCGCCGCAUCCCAACUCCACCACUCGGCUACUAUAACACUUCUGAAUCAGAGCGAGAUUCUCUUCCUAUCCACACUCCACCUCCAUACCGUGCCACAUUCGACGGAGAAAUCGAAAGCAAGAAUUAUCGAGGUUUACAUCACGACGAGAAAGAACUAGAAUUUGAGAACCAGCUGGCCGUCCUCCACACCCCAUCUGACUUCACCUCUCGAUUCUCGCCGCUACCUACUUGUUGCGCCGAAGCUCGAUGUGCUUUCGACGCCAUCUCCCCGUUCCAUCAACGUUCAGGCGACGAGUGGUUCGACGAGGACGCGAUGGACAUGAGCAACCGGUCUUCUUCCGAGUCCGAAUGGACACCCAUGUACGACUUUCCUAGACUCUCGAGCCGUCACUACCAAGCCCAAACCUCUGGCCCUGUCUCGCUCGUCCAUGGUGACCGACAAAUCAAACUCCGGAAACUUCGUGAACGGUUCUACGCUCGUGAAGGCAAUCGACCCACGGCUGACUGCGGCAUCGACCGCGAUGACUAUGCGACACGGGUCGACGAUUACUUGCUGGAACGAGAUGUCUUGAGGAAGGAUUUUUACGGCCCUUGUGGAUAUCGGUCUCCCGAAAAUGCGGUCCAGGAGGAAUACGUGAAUCGCGUAGAUAGGAUGUGCUGGAACCAAAGGCAUUCGGAAAAGGUUGCAUUGUAA
Coprinopsis cinerea okayama7#130 is the source of this 939-nucleotide messenger RNA. RefSeq lists its product as hypothetical. The coding region runs from base 1 to 939 and encodes 312 amino acids. The record is from RefSeq and is a predicted model, not a curated record. The transcript has 2 exons. Lineage: Eukaryota; Fungi; Basidiomycota; Agaricomycetes; Agaricales; Psathyrellaceae.